Molecule: messenger RNA, 1871 nt
Organism: Tuber melanosporum (Perigord truffle)
Lineage: Eukaryota; Fungi; Ascomycota; Pezizomycetes; Pezizales; Tuberaceae
Exons: 2
Coding region: 1-1575 (524 amino acids)
Biological process (GO): glucosylceramide biosynthetic process
Cellular component (GO): membrane
Molecular function (GO): ceramide glucosyltransferase activity
Source: RefSeq, a predicted model, not a curated record
AUGGCUUCCUCGCCCCUCUCGGUCGUUCCAUUGCCUCCACCGGGGCACGGCGGAAGCAGUAAUAUGUUCCAUUUUGCUCCCUCCGCGGUCCAGGUCAUCUUGGCCCGGGUGUUUCUGUCCUGGUUCGUCUUUGUAUGGGCUGUCUGCAUGGUAGGCCAUGUGCGAAUGAAACGAAUGUACUCACGACCUCCGCCUUCGGUACCCGUAACUCACGGCGUCUCUGAAGCACUUCCAUAUGUCUCAAUUCUUCGUCCGGUCAAGGGUCUUGACCCCUUCCUGCAGUUAUGCCUGGAAUCUACUACUUUGCUGCGGUAUCCUAAGUCGAAGUAUGAGUUGAUUCUUUGCGUGGCCUCUCCUCAUGAUCCGGCGGUACCGAUUAUUCGGCAAGUCAUUGCUAGUCAUCCCGAGGCAAAUGCAAGGAUCUUGAUAGGCGAAGAAGACGUUGGACCUAACCCAAAGAUACGGAACCUCAGCAAAGGGUACAGGGAGGCCAAAGGCGAUAUUGUGUGGAUCUUGGAUAGCAACAUUUGGGUUCCAUCGGGAAUCCUGGAUCGAAGUGUUCGCCUGCUCGAGGGGCUUGAUCAGGAUGGCAAGGGCUACAAAUUGGUUCACCACUUGCCUCUCUGUGUCGAUGUUUCUAACAACUACCGUCAACCGCCAUCUAUACCGUCAUCACCCGUAAUCUCCGCUGGCAACAGCUUAACGCCACUGUUGCCGCAACCUAUUGCGCCUUCCCCGCCAAAGCCGUUCUGGUCACGGUGGUGGGCUAUGGGUGGGGGGAGACUGGAGGAAAGCUUCCUUGCUAGCUCUCACUGUAAAUUUUACACCGCAAUCAACACUCUUGGAGUAGCGCCUUGUGUCGUCGGCAAGUCAAACCUAUUCAGGCGCUCACAUCUCGCCCAGGUUACCAGGGACCCUCACGGCCGACCGGAAAAAGACGGAGUUCUUGCAUUCGCGGAACACAUCUGUGAAGACCACCUUCUCGCGGAAAGACUCUGGCUGAAGCCCGUAGAUGACGAGAAGAGCAAAGUCCGGGUUUGGGGGAGACACGGGACGGGUGAGGACAUAGUGCUCCAACCAGUCAGCCGUAUGCCUGUUGUCGAAUACUUGGCAAGACGAACCCGCUGGUUGCGGGUCCGCAAGUACACUGUCCUUGCAGCAACUCUUCUCGAGCCAGGUACAGAAUCCCUGCUGUGCUCCUUUCUGGGGGCUUACGCCAUGACAACAUUGCCAUUCUUCCGCAGUUGCAUUCCGCCAACCUGGCCCGCUCUAUUUAUGUGCUGGGGCAUUGCUACUAUCCUCUGGGCCGCUACAGAUUACUCUUUAUUCAUGUUCCUGCAUGCAUACAAGGUCAUUCACCCCGAUGAGCAUACCCCCGAAUUCGUAACCGAAAUGCCGAAACGCACCUUCUUGGAGUGGGUUGUGCAAUGGAUCGGGCGAGAAGCGCUAGCCUUUGGAAUAUGGGCCUGGGCCCUGUGGCCUGGCGAAGUCAACUGGCGCGGGGGAAGAUACAAGGUCCGGUGGAAGGACUGUAGAGUUGAGGAGAUUGGACGGAGCAUUGAGAAAAAAGAUUGAUUGGAACCGGUUUAGAGAAUCUUCUUGGUUAAUGGCGAUUGGAGUAUGGCGAUUGUUUUUUUCUCCUGGCUCUUGGUUGAUUGUUAGCGGUUUAUUGUUUUUUCUUUUUUUCUUUUUCAACACACAAGUUAAUAUCGUGAGUGCGUGGUGAAAUUAUAGUGUAUUUUAAUGGUGAGGUUAGGUUUAAUGAUUGAACUUGUUGGUUAGUUUGAUGUUUGGAUUGUUCUACUACAAGCCUAUUUUACGGAUUCAUGAUGUUCGGACAAAAAUGUUAUAGGCAGUUGAUUUCUUGUAAA